Molecule: messenger RNA, 22464 nt
Organism: Podarcis lilfordi (Lilford's wall lizard)
Lineage: Eukaryota; Metazoa; Chordata; Lepidosauria; Squamata; Lacertidae
Source: the annotation of a GenBank genome assembly
AUGUCAUCAGACGCAGAGAUGGCCAUCUUUGGGCCAGCUGCCCCUUUUCUCCGGAAACCAGAAAAGGAGAGAAUUGAGGCCCAGAACAAGCCCUUUGAUGCAAAGAAUUCAGUCUUUGUGUCAGAUCCUAAGGAGUCUUAUGUAAAGGCCACUGUCACAGCCAGGGAAGGAGGGAAGGUCACAGCCAAGACUGAAAAAGGAGAAGUGAGUAGAAGACAACAAAUGCAUUGUUAUAAUUGCCUUGCCUCUACUUUUUAAGAUGCCAUAAACUUGCCUUUUGUUUCCUUGGCAGUCUGUGACUGUGAAAGAAGACCAAGUCUUUUCUAUGAAUCCUCCCAAAUAUGACAAAAUUGAGGACAUGGCCAUGAUGACCCACCUCCAUGAACCUGCUGUCCUGUAUAACCUCAAAGAGCGUUAUGCAGCCUGGAUGAUUUAUGUGAGUACAGUCCUUGUCUUUUUUUUUUUUUUGCUUUCUGCUAAUGCGGUGUUGUGGUCUCAGAUUAGGUAGAUCUGUGUGCUAACCUCUAAAGCUCUACUGAGACCUCUGUGGAUCACCUCCCUUGUUCUUCAGUCCAGCAAGUGAUAGGAAAAGGCUGGCUUUACCUUUGCUCUUUGAAGUGAUUGUAGUCUCAGCACCAUUUCUCAUAAGAAUCAGGAAAAGACGUGCAAUAAUUUUAUUAAAACUUAAAAAGUUUUACUAUUAUCCUGUUAUAAUCUUGUUUCCUUCUUUGUGAUUAAACAUUUGUUCAAUAUUUGGGAUUUUUGAAGAGGACAUACACUUGAUUUUUAGAAAUCCAAAAUCUGUCAAAUAACAAUACUGAUAUAAGAACGUUGCAGUUUUUAUCUUUCUCCUUACUAUUUAUGGAUAAAUUAUAUGUUUGCCAACUUUUAGUUUGGCUGGAAGUUUUCAGAAUUUAAGUCUAUUUCUUACUUUAUUUCCAUUCAUGCUUUUCACCCUCUAAAAGAAGGAACUCCUUACAUAUUUUCCACAAGAGCAAAAGAAUAUAACAGUAUUAAUAGAAAUAUUACUACAAGCAGAUUAAUUGAACUAGUUCUGUUCUUCUUCCAGACUUAUUCAGGUCUCUUCUGUGUCACUGUCAAUCCAUACAAAUGGCUGCCAGUGUACAACCCAGAAGUGGUAAAUGCCUACAGAGGCAAAAAGCGUCAAGAGGCCCCUCCUCACAUCUUCUCCAUCUCUGACAAUGCCUAUCAGUUCAUGUUAACUGGUAAGUAAGUGAAAAGCUUUGGGAACAAAUAAUGUUUUCCUCAGAGGACCUCAGUGUCCUUUCACAAUGUUGGAUUAGUGCUGGUGACUGCAUUCUUUAUUCUGCUAAUAAAAUCAUGAAGCUCACUCUCGCCACCAUCUCCUAGCUUAAUAUGCCUGGCAUUAUGUGAGGAUAAAAAAGCCGAGAACUGGAAAACACUUGCACAUAGUGAAUAUGCUGUGCAAAGAGUACUGUAUUAUGUUAGAGGCUUAAACUGAAGAUUUUGUGAUAUCAUUUUCUCUUUCUUUGUUCAUAAGCCUUUCCUACCUGCCAACACAGUUUUGGCUUCCCUAACAUCCAGGAUCCAAAACAUAUAGCCAAUGAGGUGUUUGGAUUAGGGAUGGAGCAGAAAUGUAUUUGGCCUGCUGGUUAAAGUAAACCAAUGUAAUCCAUAGGUCCUUGAUUUAUAUGCAUGUUAGAAUGCAGCUAUCAAUCAGAUCACACAAAAUGAACACAAAAGUAUGUAUUUUACAUUAAAAUGCAUGAAAUAAUUUGGAUUUUGGCAUAAAAAUAAUCAAAAAGGCUUACAAAAAUGCACAUUUUAUGGAAAGAAUGUGUUUAACAUGUAUAAAAGGUAUUCAACUUAAUGCAUUUUUGCUCAUUUUAAUAAAGAACUGCAAAAAUCAAAAGUGGAACAGAACAGAAAGGCUGAUCUACCCAUCCUUAGCUUAAUGAAGACCACAUAGAAACCAUUUUCUUAGGAUUUAAAAUAUGUGAGACUGGGAGUUCAGAUGAUACUUAAAAUUAUGGGGUUCUACUCCUCAUGUAUUCUUGGACAGAUGUAGGUGCUUCUACACACACACACACACACACACACACACACACACACACACUGCUUCAUAUUAUUUUAAAAUUAAAAGUAACUUUUUAAACAAUUUAAUAUUUUCAGAUCGUGAGAAUCAGUCUAUUCUGAUCACGUAAGUAUCCUUUCUAGCUUUUUUCUGUGCAGACUUUUGAAAUGGAAGCAGGGUGCUGUAUUGUAUUAAGGAAAAAUCAUCCCAAUGCUUAACAUGGGACAAAACUAUAUUCAUAACUUAAAUGGCAUAAUAGUCAUAGUUCUAAGAAACUUUGGAAACUGCAGUUCUGCAAUAGGAGCUACUCAGCAGUUUCCAAGAUUUCUCAUGAAACUGAAAUUCCGAAGUCUGUUUGGGAAAAGCCAUAGCAGUUAAACUGGUAUAAAACCAAUGUAAGUUUAAAAGUCCAUAGCAUAUAAUUAUAACCAUUAGAGCAGACGUGGCUAACUCUUGGUCUGGGGACCUGAUUUGUGCUGUAAACAAAUUUUGGCAGGGGUGACUUAAAAAGGGGGAAAUUAAAAUAGACCCAGCACAGGGAUGGAUGGAGAAAUUUAAAUUUCUCCACUCAGCCCAGCACCUGAAUGAGAUGUAAAUCACUCCCUCCCCAGUCAUCAGAUCAAUCCUUUGAUGAGCAGGGAGGGGACAAUAGGCCCCUCCUCAGCUGAUCUACAAGGAACACCUGACGAGAGGGAGGCUGUGUGUAUGCAACAAUGUGUGUGCAAGAGUGUAGUAGGAUGGCCACAGCUACUUUUAGCCACAUAUUUGGCUAGCAUGCAGUCCCUGCAAGGUUGACCAAGAGUAAAUGUGGCUUCAGGCAAAAAAUGUUAGCCACUUCUGACCCAUUGUUGAGAGACUUUCCCCUUGACUAUUGGUUUCUUAUCCCACCUUUCAUCAACAGUGGAGAAUCUGGUGCUGGAAAGACUGUGAACACGAAACGUGUCAUCCAGUACUUUGCAACAAUUGCAGCCACAGGUGAGAAGAAAAAGGAGGAGGCCACAGCAGGCAAAAUGAAGGUAAGCUUUGUGUCACAAAAGGAUGAAAUGUGGUUUUGAUGCAGUCUCUAUAUAAUUAAUCUUACAAUAAUACAUACAUUGCAGGGUACCCUUGAAGAUCAAAUCAUCAGUGCCAACCCCUUGCUGGAGGCUUUUGGAAACGCAAAGACUGUGAGGAAUGACAACUCCUCACGUUUCGUAAGUCAUCUGCAGAACCUGAACAUAAUAGUUGGCCUUUAAGUGUAGUGCCUUAUCAUCAUACACAGCAAAUCUGUAGUAACCUAUAUGCAGAAUCUGCCUCCUAGAAUUUGUAAUUGCCUAUCUUUUCCUUUUUAAAGGGUAAAUUCAUCAGAAUCCAUUUUGGUGCCACAGGCAAACUGGCUUCUGCUGACAUUGAAACAUGUAAGGGCUCCUUCUUUAGAUGAACUCUUUGUUUGUUUGUUUGUUUGUUUGUUUGUUUGUUCAUUCUAUUUCAUUACCUUGCCAGAUUUGCUAGAGAAGUCCAGAGUUACUUUCCAGCUGAAAGCUGAAAGAAGCUACCACAUCUUUUAUCAGAUCAUGUCCAACAAGAAGCCAGAACUAAUUGGUAAGAGGCAUUUGUUAUAGUGGCUGCUGCUGCUGUUGCUAAAAUCUUGUGCUGAUGUUGGAUUAUGCAAUGGAUGAAAAUCUGUGCUUCUCCUUAUUCAGAGAUGUUGCUGAUUACUACCAACCCAUAUGACUUUCACUUUGUGAGUCAGGGUGAGAUCACUGUUGCCAGCAUCAAUGAUCAAGAAGAGUUGAUGGCAACUGAUGUAAGUAACUUAUAGAAUGGAAUAUAUGGAAUUUAAUUAGACCAGUUUUGGGCUGAAUUUAUUCAACAGAAAUUAGAUGUCUUGGGGUGAGGCAUUCUAGAAAUGCUGGGGUUGAUGAUGUGUGUCUGCGUAGGGGGGGGGGGGAAUCACAGUGCGCUAAUAGCCGAAAUGCUCUUCCUCCAAAUGAAAUGGUAAUUUGAAGGGCCAGUUAUUGCUCAGCAUUUUAACUUUUGAUUGAUAGGAAGCCAUUGACAUCCUGGGUUUCACUGCUGAGGAAAAGACAGCCAUUUACAAGCUAACUGGAGCUGUAAUGCACUAUGGGAACAUGAAGUUCAAGCAGAAGCAACGUGAGGAGCAGGCUGAGCCAGAUGGCACUGAAGGUAUUCACAAAGUAUCUCUGUUAUGGCAUUAUACUUGGGGCCCUAAAUACAAUAUGGAUUGUGUGUGGAUAUGAAGCAGCAAUUUACAUAGUCUAUUAAUAAGGUAUUGUUCUUUAUUAUGACUAUUUACCUCACUGAUUAACAAACAUGUUAUUAGGUGGCCAAAUCUUAGAAUCAUAGUAUUGUAGAGUUGGAAGGGAUCCCAAGGGUCAUCUAGUCCAACCCCCUUGCAAUGCAGGAAUCUCAACUAAAGCAUCCAUGACUGAUUGACAUCCAGCCUCUGCUACAAAGCUCCAAGAAAGGAGAGUCCAUCACCUCUCAGAAUCUACUCCACUGUAGAACAGCUCUUACUGUCAGAAAGUUCUUCCUGAUGUUUCUCAGAGUCUCCUUUCUUGUAAUUUGAAUCCAUUGUUUUGGGUCCUAGCAUCUGGAGCAGGAGAAAACAAGCUUGCUCCAUCUUCCGUGCAACAGCCCUUUAAAUGUGAAGAUGGCUAUCAUAUCUCCUCUCACUCUCCUCUUUACCAGGCUAAACAUACUUAGUUCCCUCAACCACAUAAGGCUUGGUUCCCAGACCCUUGAUAUCAUCUUGGUCGCCAUCCUCUGCACAUGUUGCAGCUUGUUAAUAUCUUUCUUAAAAGGUGUUGCUCAGAACUGGAUACAGUACUCCAGGUGUGGUCUGAUCAAGGCAGAAUAGAGUGAUACUAUUACUUCCCUUGGGGUGUAUGGAGUCUUUGGGGAUGGGUAGUACUUCUGGUUGGGGACACAUGUUGCUCCUUCUGGGGUAGUUUGUCCUCCUUUGGUCCCCAGCCUACACUCAGCUCUCACCUGUGGCUCCUAGAAGCUGUCAGCAUGCAACAGCGGCCACACCCCGAGAACAGCUUUGACUGGCCAGCUAAACCAGGUGAGGAUAGCUGAUAGGUCUCAAACCCUUUGAAAGUUAGGGUCUUUCCCUGCAUGUGAAGACAGACUCCAGAAGAUUGAACGUUCAAUACCAAUAGUGGGCCCAAUGGUCAAGAAGGUGGUUACUGCAUGUGCUGUAGAGGGAAGUAAGGGACAAAUGGGGCUCAUCAACCUGGGAAAGUAGCUCAUCUAGGAGAACCACUUGAUUGAUAAUAGUGUAAGUGAAACUGAACAAUUUAGAAAAGAUUCUGAAACCUAUAUAAUUUUGAGGUUAAUGAUUGUCAUAAGUAGAAUCUAUGUCAGACAAGCAAAAUAUAUUUUGAUAAAUUAUGGUCUAUUUGUGCUGAUAAUCCUUUCUUCUUAUGUUUGUGUUCAGUGGCUGACAAGGCUGCCUACCUCAUGAACCUCAAUUCAGCAGAUCUGCUGAAAGCUUUGUGCUACCCCCGAGUCAAGGUCGGCAAUGAAUAUGUCACCAAAGGCCAAACUGUUCAGCAGGUGAAAAUCUAUGAAAUGCUGGAUGCACCACUUGAUUAACUACUAUUCCUCGGAGGUUUGGUCCUCUGCUUUGUAUAUUAACUCCAGUUUGUAUCAUGUUAUUCUAGGUGUAUAAUAAUGUUGGAGCUUUGGCUAAAGCUGUCUUUGAGAAGAUGUUCUUGUGGAUGGUUGUUCGUAUUAACCAGCAACUGGAUACUAAACAGCCAAGGCAAUACUUCAUUGGUGUGCUGGACAUUGCUGGCUUUGAGAUCUUUGAUGUAAGUGAAUGGAACCUUGUCACAACGAAGGUGGAUCCCCACUCCCCAGGUCUUUUUAAAUCUCCUGGAAUAUUCCUUCUGAAAUAACCUGGUCAGUUUGUAGCACAGGAUGCCAAUUCCCACAACUGUACUGCAAUGGACUGACUGGACAAGCUUUGCAGGUGGUAAUAACUCAUCUAAGUAGCACAGAUUCAUAAUUUCAAAAGAUAGCUAGUAUACAGGGAAGUCUUGAGAAAGUGUUACUAGAGAAUGAUGAGGUCCAGGAUAGCUCCAACAUUGCAGAAGGACCUCAGUGAAGCUGACAGCACACUUAAAAUGGGUAGGGAUGAAUACACAGAAGUUCCUCUGACCCCAUUAAUAUUACUUCUAUUUAUAGCAUUUUUCUUCAUCUGUUAGGUCCACCUAUGUAGUAUAUUUAAUCCAAGUUAAUGUGUAAUGGGUGGAAUUUUUUCAAUCAGGUUAAGGGUAGCUUAGGUAGACAUGCAGGUGGAAAAUAAGCAUAUGGGUGGAAAAUAUCAUGAAGUACUGUACCUAGAAUUGAAAGUGGGUCGCACUGAGUUGUACUCUUUAGAAUAAAUGUACUCUUUCCCCCACUAGUACAACAGCCUGGAGCAGCUGUGCAUCAACUUCACUAAUGAGAAACUGCAACAGUUUUUCAACCAUCACAUGUUUGUGCUGGAGCAAGAGGAGUACAAGAAAGAAGGAAUUGAAUGGGAGUUCAUUGACUUUGGAAUGGAUUUGGCUGCCUGCAUUGAACUCAUUGAGAAGGUCUUUUUAAAAAGUUUUUGUUAAUCUUGCAUACAAUGUAAUUAAGCAGUCUUUAAAGUUUGAAAGAUGUGUCCUUACUUUAAACAACAAAACAGCCAUUUUAUUUAAUUUAAAUUCAUUCUUAUAAAAUAGUAUUUGCUUGCGACAUAAAAAUAACGGGAAGAGAGAGGGUCAAAUCUGCUUCUUAGUGUCUCAUGUAAAAAUGCCUUGAUAUGGCAUUUUAGAAACUCUUGCCAUACUCAAAAUACAAUCAUUCAACAGGAAGCCUUACAGAACAAUUCUUGACUGUCAUUGUGCAAUGAAAUCCCGACCUUAAGUUACAUAUUUGCAGAAAGAAACUCUUGCUUUAUUUCCCCUCAUUAAAAUCACAACACAAGGUGGCUGGCCAAAAAAACCUAUCCCUAUGACACUUGCUUGCAAUAAUAUAUGCUAAUAUUACAAGCCAACAGCACACAAGUUAUAAAAUCUUGCUUUCUCUCUGCUUCUUAUAGCCAAUGGGUAUUUUCUCCAUCCUAGAAGAAGAGUGCAUGUUCCCCAAGGCAACGGACACUUCUUUUAAGAACAAGCUCUACGACCAGCAUCUUGGCAAAUGCAAGAACUUUGAAAAGCCCAAACCUGGCAAAGGCAAGGCUGAGGCUCACUUCGCCCUGGUCCAUUAUGCCGGCACUGUGGACUACAACAUCAGUGGAUGGCUGGACAAGAACAAGGACCCCCUGAAUGAAACAGUUGUAGGACUGUACCAGAAAUCUUCAAUGAAGACAUUGGCCUUAUUGUUUGCAGACCGCCCUGCAGAAGGUAAUUCCUGCUGCAAUUUGCAAUUGGCUCAUGAACAUAACCGUGAAUAGGAAGGAACCUAAGUUCAGUAACAGCAACCAUUUACUGGGAGUGCAGCAACACCAUCUGCAUAUGGCAAAACCCAGUCAGUCUGGUUGAAGAUUCAAGAAGGGCUAAAUCGCACAAUGAUUUUAAACCAUCAAAUGUUAAACCAUCAAAUACUUUGCAUACACAUCAUACAUUUAAAGCACACAUGCAAGAAUCCUGGGAACUGUAGUUUAAAGAUGCUAGGAAUUAUAGCUCUGUGAAGGGAAAAUUACAGCUCUCAGGAAUCUUUUUUUUUGGGGGGGGGAAGCAAUGUACUUGGAAUGUAUGGUGUGUGUGCACAAUGGCAGCUCCUCUGGCUUUUUCUGAGGACCACUCAACUAACACUUCAGCAUAUCUCUGUUCCAAAUAUUAUUUCACAUUCACCCAUCACAUGUCUUUAAAUAAUCCUACAAGAAUCAUAACCUUCCAACCCUCAGAGUAAAUAUGGUGACAAUAUAUUAUUAUGCUUAGGUCUGGAAGUCCCCCCACCCCCGUACUGGGAGCAGCAUUUGCAGCCUCGUUGCAGCAGCAGGGUAACACACAGUCACAUUCUGGUGUGGUUGUUUUCCUGCACCUCUCAUGUAGCGAACAACGAGGCAUUGCAAAAGUCAAGAAGCCAACCAGCAUUAGUCUGGGCUCCCUGUGAACUGGAUUUCCAGGGAAGACCUGGGUGAAGACUUUGCCCAUCUCUGUCUGCUCUGGGAGUAUUUAAGAAGCUGUGGCAGGGUGAGGGUUGACCAUUUAGGGGGCUACUUUGAAUUUGCUGUGGGUUUUUUUUUUUUUUUUAAAGUUGCUGUUUUCAGAGCCAGGAAGGCAUUUGUGCUGCAGUCAGUUGACUGGCCAGGUCUAUGGGUUUUGCCGGCCUCAUAGCAAACUUUAUGGUGGAAGAGGGAGACCCCCUAAACUUUAGUCAGCUGGAACAGUUCAUCAACCAGCAGGCAAGCUGAUUGAUCUUCCUGAUAAAUGCCAAAUGCUUACACCAAACCUGUUGCAUCUGUAAUCAAUAAAGUUGUCACCUAAUUUGAAUCCAACACACUCUCCCAUCCUUGUCCUUGGUCUGUGCACUCCACUGCUGCCUCACUGAACCUACAGCCACAAAUGUAGUUUAUACAGAAGAAUAACACAUAAAAUCCCUGAUGUAUAUGUUUUAAUUAUCAUAUUUUUUAUUAUUAUUCAGAGGGAAAGAAGGCUGCAAAGAAGAAGGGUUCCUCAUUCCAGACUGUCUCUGCUCUUUUCAGGGUAUAGUAAAAUCUUGGCUUAAGAUAUUUGUAAGGGGAGAAAAUUCUGAUUUCUUAGGGCUGCCAUACGUCCAAGUUUUCCCGGACAUGUCCGUGAUUUUGGCAGCAGAAGUGGCGUCAGGGCGGAUUUUCGCUGAGUCAACAAAAUGUCUGGGGAAACCCAGACGUACGGCAAGCAAGGCAAUUAUUUGAAAGAAAUGCUUUAAAAAUCCUAGAAAAGCCUGUCCUUUUUAAAGAAUAUUUUGGGAAUAUAGCAACCCUAAAUUUCACAAUCACAGAACACCAGCAUGCCUCUAAGCACAAGAGAAAUGUAUUAUAGGUGAAGGCUGAAAUUCUGUGGUAGAGUACAUUGCCUGUGUACAAAUGACCCCAGUUUUUAUCUUUGCUCAGGAAAGACUCUAGUCUAAAAUCCUGAGGAACUGCUACCAGUCAGUGUAAACAUUACUGUGCUAGACAGACCAAUAUUCUGACUCAGUAGAAGGCACCUUUGUAUGCUCUGAUAGAUCCAUCAAGAGUUUAAGAGUCCAAGACUGCUUAGUCCUAGAACAGAAAGCAUGCAACUGAGCUUCUUGGAGAAUGGGCAAGAUAAAUGUGAUAAAUAAAUUAUACAAAACGCUAGGUCACUGCAUUCUAGUCUAGCUGAAGUCUCACAAUGGUCUAUGAUCUGGAGAUUACCAAGGCAAACGUGAACGUGCCCAAGUCUUUAUCACUAGAAUAGUGCAGUUUGUGAAUCGGACAAGGAUGAUUUUUUGAAAAAUCCACCUAGGUAUCUAGGAGCAACCCCAAAUUGUGCUCUCAAUUUGUCAGAGGAAGUAUGAGUCCAAUCAGGUUAACCACACACCAAUUUCAUAGAGGUUUUUCAGAGGUUUUCUCUAAUUUUUCUUACUACCUAUGGAAAAUUUAAAGGAAGUUUUGCAUGUAUAUGUGUGUGGAAUUUGUUAACCAGGCUCUGGCUUCUAAUUCCACAGGAGAACUUAAACAAACUGAUGAGCAACCUGAGGAGUACUCAUCCACACUUUGUGCGUUGCCUAAUCCCCAAUGAAACUAAAACCCCUGGUAAGACACAGAACUCUACUUUGAUUUUUAAAAAGAAAGAUGUGAUGCACCAGUUGUAUACAUUUUGGUAUUCAUAUCUUCUCUUAUUUUCUAAGGUGCCAUGGAACAUGAACUUGUAUUGCACCAACUGAGAUGUAAUGGUGUGCUGGAGGGCAUCAGAAUUUGCAGGAAGGGAUUCCCCAGCAGGAUUAUUUAUGGUGACUUCAAACAGAGGUCAGACUGCCCCCCAAUUAUUAACCUAUUGGUUGUUUGUAGUUGUUUUGCCCCCCCCCAUCAAUAGUUUUGAGUUGCUUUUUGACUGUUUCUAAUAUUGCAUUAUAGCAGUUAGACCACGUUUGGACAAAAGGGUUAAGGGGGGGAAAUGCCAUCAGUGACAAUUAAUAGUCCUUGCAUGAAGAGAUUACAAGAAGGCCCCAGUUAAAUUUAGCCUCAGUUAAAUUUUACUAGUCUCCCUGAUUUAGGUAAAUGGCCAUUAGGAAUAAUAUUUGUUUAAACAUUUACAAUCAGAUGCUAAACCGGAUGGACCAUUGGUCUGACCGAGUUCCAUGAACAUGGCAUCAAAUCAUAAGCAUCUUUAUCUUCCACUUCUUCCAACAGAUAUAGAGUUUUAAAUGCAAGUGCCAUCCCCGAGGGACAGUUCAUGGAUAGCAAGAAGGCUUCUGAGAAACUUCUUGGAUCUAUUGAUGUUGACCACACCCAAUAUAAAUUUGGCCACACAAAGGUAAAUUUAGUUUUUAUUACAAGACUGUAAAAUUAGAGUUUGUUGAGACAGUGACCAAUACUUUGUAAUAUUUUCUUUUCCCAGGUCUUCUUCAAAGCUGGCCUUUUGGGUCUUCUGGAGGAGAUGAGAGAUGACAAAUUGGCACAGCUGAUUACACGUACACAGGCUAUGUGCCGUGGCUACUUAGCAAGGGUGGAGUUCCAAAAAAUGAUGGAAAGGAGGUAGAGUUUUGCCAUCUGUAAUAGAACUCAUGACCACACUGGCCUAUCAUGUUAAUAUGCCCUACACAAGGAUUACAAAUAAUAACAUAUAUAAAAUACUCUUUGGGCUACUCUCCAAAUUCUGUGGCAGAUUCUAUGUAAAACUUGUAAGAAGUACAGUCGUACCUUGGUUCUCAAACUGAAUCUGUUCUAGGAGUCUGUUUGACUUCUGAAACCAUUUGAGAACCAAGACACGGCUUCUGAUUGCCUGCAGGAGCUUCCUGCAGUCAAGUGGAAGCCAUGCUGGACGUUCGGCUUCCGAAAAACAUUCAAAAACUAGAAUACUCACUUCCAGUUUUCAAUUGUUCAGGACCUGAAAAGUUUGAGUUGCAAGGCGUUUGGCUUCUGAGCUUCCACUGUAUACCUUUAAAAAGGACUGUGUGUGAAGUGGCACUAAGUGGCAGUUCUCUUAACAUUUAUUAGGUUUGUAUUAAAUUUGAGUGUAAGAAGUAUAAAAAUAAAGUGACAGCUAUGCCAAAGAAGCAUAAUGAAAUUUGAACUACUUUAUAAAAUAGUCCUAUUUUUGGAAGCUUUAUUUGAUAAAUUUCUUCAUAUACCCCAUGUGCUCCUGAAAAUAUCAACCCCUUCUUUAUAAAGAAAAAAAAAUAUUCAUUUUUCUUACUCUUUCCUUGAGAUAUAAACCUACACUUACUCCCAGAUAAGUGUAGUUAGUAGUGCAGUCUAAGACCUGUUUUGCAACUGGACAAGAAUCGGACAGUUCAUAUUUCUUAUUGGGAGAGUCACAAAAGAAUUUCAUUAAACACUUUGAUCACACUGUUGUCGUUUUCAUCAUCAAGGUUUUAUUUUUUUGUCUGGUUGUUACAGAGAAUCCAUCUUUACUAUUCAAUACAAUGUCCGUUCAUUUAUGAAUGUGAAGACUUGGUCUUGGAUGAAGUUGUACUUCAAGAUCAAGCCUUUGCUGAAGAGUGCUGAAUCAGAGAAGGAGAUGGCCAACAUGAAGGAAGAGUUUGAGAAAACUAAAGAAAGCCUUGCCAAAGCAGAUGCCAAAGUGAAGGAACUGGAAGAAAAAAUGGUUUCUCUGAUGCAAGAGAAGAAUGACUUGCAACUCCAAGUCCAAUCUGUAAGCAUUGUUGGUAACAUACAUUUUUCUUCACUCUAGACUAGUUUAGGUAGAGGAAUUCAGAAAUUGCAGGAGAAAUGUGGCUAUGUUUAAUAAAUCUGUAUAUCUUAUAUACAUACUACAUAUCCUCUACGUAAUAGUUCACCACAGUCAAAGUUAAAUUGGACAUAAGUAUUUUUUUACACAUAUAUAGUAUACUGGUGAAUAUAGUUUAUUUUGGUAUUUGAUAUACCAACAUAACCAGUGUCUAUUAAAGAGUGAUUUACUUGAACACUGAAAGAAUAUGGCCUUGAAUAGCUUAACAAUUAGUUUUAAAGGUGAGGCCAUGUGCACAUUCCUUUGUGUAAGUAGAUUCUGUGCAAGAGAUCUGCGUGUGCAUGAACUUCUUAAGUAGGAUAAUAAUAUUAUUGCUAUAUGACAUACAUUUUCCCUGUAUAGGAAGCUGAUGGCUUGGCAGAUGCUGAGGAGAGAUGUGACCAGCUGAUCAAAACCAAAAUUCAGCUGGAAGCUAAAAUUAAGGAGCUGACUGAACGGGCAGAGGAUGAAGAGGAAAUGAAUGCUGAGCUGACAGCCAAAAAGAGGAAACUGGAAGAUGAAUGCUCAGAGCUGAAGAAAGACAUUGAUGAUCUGGAGUUAACACUGGCCAAGGUGGAAAAGGAGAAGCAUGCCACAGAAAACAAGGUAAUGAUCAUAAUGUGCUCAGAUCUGCAACCAAUAGUCAGAAUGUUGUAUUAUCAUUCCAGGGUGGAAUGAUACAUUGAAUCUGUUUGUUCAUUUCUAAAAGGUGAAAAAUCUCACUGAAGAGAUGGCAGUCUUGGAUGAGACCAUUGCCAAACUGACCAAGGAAAAGAAAGCCCUCCAAGAGGCCCAUCAACAGACCUUGGAUGACCUGCAGGCAGAGGAGGACAAAGUCAAUACUCUGACCAAAGCAAAGACCAAGCUGGAGCAGCAAGUGGACGAUGUAAGCACCAACACAUGCAGAAGAAUAACUGUGGGGGUGAAAGUAGUAUUAGAGUGACAAAGUCUUUGUCCCUUCUUUGUCUUUAGCUUGAAGGGUCCCUGGAGCAAGAAAAGAAACUUCGCAUGGACCUGGAAAGAUCCAAGAGGAAACUUGAAGGUGAUCUGAAGCUGGCCCAGGAAUCCACAAUGGAUUUGGAGAAUGACAAGCAGCAGCUGGAUGAAAAGCUUAAGAAGUAAGUAUGGUUUACUGUCUAGAAGACCUUUUGGGAGCUCUUUAUGGCACCCAGCCCUCUUUCAAUUUGACUGAGAAAACCUUGUGUUUUGUUAUGAAAAGGAAAGACUUUGAAAUCAGCCAGCUACAAAGCAAAAUUGAAGAUGAACAGGCCUUGGGCUCCCAGCUUCAAAAGAAGAUAAAGGAGUUACAGGCAAGUCAAGCACAUAUUGACUCCAUCAUAUGAAAAUCAGUUCAUCAGGGAAGACUCUGUUAAUGGCUGCUUCUCUUUUUCUAGGCCCGUAUUGAGGAACUGGAGGAAGAGAUUGAGGCUGAGCGUGCAUCUCGGGCCAAAGCAGAGAAGCAGCGGGCUGAUCUCUCCAGAGAACUUGAAGAGAUCAGUGAGCGUCUGGAGGAAGCUGGUGGGGCAACCGCAGCUCAGAUUGAGAUGAACAAGAAACGUGAGGCAGAAUUCCAGAAAAUGCGCAGGGACCUUGAAGAAGCCACUCUGCAACAUGAAGCCACUGCAUCUGCUCUCCGCAAAAAGCAUGCAGACAGUGCAGCUGAACUUGGGGAACAAAUUGAUAACCUGCAACGUGUGAAACAGAAGCUGGAGAAGGAGAAGAGUGAGCUGAAGAUGGAGAUUGAUGACCUUGCCAGUAAUAUGGAGUCAGUUUCCAAAGCAAAGGUAUACUGCAGCAGUAUAUACUUUCCUUUAGCUUUACCAGGUGGAGGCACAACAUACAGAAUUCACAAUCUUACAUGGAAAGCCAGUAUGCUGUAAGGUUGUAAGGUUGGAGAGUUGGACUAUGACCUGGGAGACCAAGGUUUGGAUUCCCCGCUCCGCCAUGAAGCUCAGUGGGUGACCUUGGGCCAGACCUCUCUGGGUAGCUUCUUAGCCUAAUCUACCUCACAGGGUUGUUGUGAGGACAAAAUGAGGAGAUGAAAACCAUGUAUACCACAUUGAGCUCCUGGGAAGAAAAGGUGGUAUAUAAAUGUAAUAAUAAACACAUGGUUUGGGGAUAUAAAGAGAUUGAUACGUGGGUUACAGUAGCACCCAUUCAAGUACCUAAAAGCAAAAGCAAAAUACUCAUAUUAAGCAGAUGGAACAGUGGAUAGUAUAUUGGAUUUUUAUGUAAGAGAGCAGCUUCUAAGUUUUUUUGUAUAGGUCUACACAAAACUUUAUUUAUACCUUAAAUCUACAAAAUGUGCUUAGAGCAAAUGAUCCACCUGGCUCAUGCAGGGACAACCAGAAGAGUGUCUGGAGUAGCUGUCAUUUGGUGCCAUGUCUAUAAUAAUACUGAAUUUUUUAUUUAUAAAAAUAUUUGCAUAAAGUAAUUUCUUUAAAAAGAAAUUCAAAGUAGUUUACAACAAUUCAAAAUUACAAUUUACCAACUAUUACAGAAAUUAUUCCAUAAUAGCAAACAUAAAGCAUGAUCACCUAAAUAAGCACUAUCUCAGUGCUGUUGUGAUAAAUAUUAUUUAUCCCUGCCCCCACUUUCCUGAUACUUCUUCCCAAUGUGUAUCAUACUGUAAUGUGACACUGCUAUAGUCAGAUUAUUUUGAUAAAUUAUGUGGGGAAAUGGAAGAGGAAUUCACUGUAGCACUAAGUGAAUUGCUUCUUCAGUGCAAGCAUAUCUGCUUGCUAUCCCUACCACCACCCAGAACCAGUUUGAGGGAGCAUGCACAGGUGGAGAGGGGAAAGGCCUGUUGUGCUAGUGGAGGUCAGUGUGCAGGUUUCUGCUGGCAGGGCCAGUUAGCUAAAUCUGGCCUCAGCUGUUUUAUAUAGCUAUACACUUUAUUAUUUCACAUUUAGGCAAAUCUUGAAAAGAUAAGCCGCACUUUAGAAGACCAGCUUAGUGAACUUAAAGCAAAGGAGGAACAGAACCAACGCACUAUUAAUGACCUGACUGCUCAAAGAGCUCGUCUGCAGACAGAAGCUGGUAAGAAACUGAAAGUAAAUUAUUUAAUGCUGCAAUUCUUAGAUCCAAAGAUUGCAAAGUACCAAUCUACCAUGUCUAUACUAUCCAAUUGAAUCCUAACUGCACAUAAGUUUAGGGCAAUGCUUUUUCCUUUUCUUGCAACACGAUUUCAUUAUGAAAUCUGAUUCUAUGAUUGUUUUUUUGAAAGUAAGUUUCUCCAGCUGCAAUAGUACUUGUUAGCAAACGAGUGAGGUUUAUCUAAGUGUGGCUAGUCAUAAUUUAUAACUACUAAGAAAAAUAUUUUAUGAAUAGUGAACAUGAUUAAUUUGUUGUUACAAAUAAAUUAAUGCAUUUGUUGUUAUAACCAUCAAGGUCAUUUCAACCACCGCUUAAAAAGAAAUAUGUACAUACUAUACAAAAUAUACAUAGAUCUAUACAUACAGUAGAUACAUAGAUAAUAUGUACCGGUAUAUAUUCCAUUUAAUCCAUUCUCUUUUCAGGUGAAUUCUCACGCCAAGUUGAAGAAAAAGAUUCACUGAUUUCUCAGCUCACAAGAGGCAAGCAAGCCUUUACCCAACAGAUUGAGGAACUAAAGAGGCAGCUUGAGGAAGAGAUAAAGGUGUGUAUUCUGUUCAACAUUGCAGACCCUCUAUCACAGUUCUAAACAACACAGGGCCUCUUUCUCCUAUUCAGUUAUUGACACCCAUGUGCAUUCUGCAGAAAUCCUAAUUAUUCUCAUUUCAGAAGCUCUAAGGUUGCUCAGGAAACUUCUCUAGAUAUCUGCCUAUGGUGGUCUCUCUAUUCUUUCUCUCUAUAGGUAAGCAUGUGCUUACCUAUCUUAGGCUGCUUGCAAACUAGGCAUUUAUUCUGGUAUAGCUAUGAUUCGUUCACUCACAUUUGAAGGAACAACCACAUAAUGACAUCAACAUUAAAUCGCUCUCUUGUGUUUUCUCCACAAUUCUUCCAUCUCUUUGGAGAGUCAGAAUAGCUGACUUUGGGAGCAAGAGCAGAAUACUAGCAUAAUAAGUGGGAUGUGGACAGGAAGAUGUAAAAUGAGGCAGGGAUGACAUGUUGGAGAUUUCUCAAAUUUUUGUGUAUUUCCUCAGGGCAGCUAAAAAUAAACAUUAAAAAUACAAAUGCAAUAGACACUAUGCAACAUAACAACAGACAUGGGUAACACCCUGACAUUCAUAACUACUAAAUUCUUUCUGUAUUUCAGGCCAAGAAUGCACUUGCCCAUGGUUUGCAAUCUGCCCGUCAUGACUGUGACUUGCUCCGGGAGCAGUUUGAAGAGGAGCAGGAAGCCAAGGCUGAGCUGCAACGUGCCAUGUCUAAGGCCAAUAGUGAAGUUGCUCAGUGGAGAACCAAGUAUGAAACAGAUGCCAUUCAACGCACAGAAGAGUUAGAGGAAGCCAAGUAAGUACAAGAACCAAGAGCAAGGGAGAGAAAGGGAACUCAAAAGUAGAAGAAAGUAUGCCAUUGUGUAGAUGGAAUUGGGGGAAAUAGUUAUUUGUAUCACUCAGUGAACAGGUCACUGAGUAAUUUGUGCUAGGCUCAGAGCAACAGAUAUAUUGUAAUAAUGCAAUCAUAUCAGUUUUGACAUGGAAGGAGCUGAUGACAUGGCAAGACAAAGUUUGAAUGGAAAAUCAAAUUUGUUUUUGAGACCAUUCUCAGUAUGCAUGGACCAUUCUCAGUAAGCCAUUUAUUAUAUUGGAUGAUUAAGAAUCACUAAGUGUUGUGAUCACAUUUCUCUAGGAAAAAGCUGGCUCAGCGUCUGCAGGAUGCUGAAGAACACGUAGAGGCUGUGAAUUCCAAAUGUGCUUCCCUUGAGAAGACAAAGCAAAGGUUACAGAAUGAAGUGGAGGACCUGAUGAUUGAUGUGGAAAGGUCCAAUGCAGCCUGUGCAGCUCUAGAUAAGAAGCAGAAGAACUUUGAUAAGGUACUUUUGGCCAUAAUUUGAAGGAAAACCCAGCACAUUGCAACAAACCCUCAGGUACACAUGAACACAUUUCUUAUUUCUUGUGUUUCUUCUUUCUGGUGUUUUGCAGAUUCUGGCAGACUGGAAACAGAAAUAUGAGGAAACACAGUCUGAACUGGAAGCUUCCCAGAAAGAGUCUCGCUCUCUCAGCACAGAGCUCUUUAAGAUGAAGAAUGCUUAUGAGGAAUCUUUGGAUCACUUGGAAACUCUGAAGCGUGAAAACAAGAAUCUCCAACGUAAAACCACUUUUUCAUAAUAACUGCAAAAAAACUGUGAAGUUCGUUUUGCAGAGCUGAAGCAGUAGAUCAUAAGGAUGGGAUAUCUCAUACAGUCCUUCUCCCCAAAGCUAGAAUAGACACCCAUGUGCAUAAGAGUUCACAAUGAGUGUCUUCACAACAUGCAGUUUUAUUAUGCAGUCUUCACAAGGCUUAUGAGGAGCCUUACAUCUUAGGUCAUUAGGUGUUGUAUAAAAUUAAAAAUAAAAUAGGUCUGACCCACAGGGCUGCAAUCUAAAAUUAUGCCAGUAUGGCAUAACAAUUAGAGUGCUGGACUAUGACCUGGAAGACCAGGGUUUGAAUCCCCACUAAACCAUGAAGCUCACUGCGUGAUCUUGGGCCAGUCACCAUUUCUUAGCCUAAUCUACCUCAAAUGGUUGUUGUGAGAAUGAAAUGGGGAGGAAAAGAACCAUGUACACAACAUUGAGCUCCUUGGAAGAUACAGGUGGUAUAUAAAAUGUAAUAAAUAAAUAUAAAUGAAUGAAUAAAUGAAUAAAUAAAAUAAUGCUAGUACUAUAAUAGUUCACUCCAAAUAGUGGAGCUGGGAUGAAUAACUGAAAUCCUCCUUCCCAAACCUUCCUACAUCUGUUUAUUAUUAGCUGCAUAAACACUAUUAAUCUCCUUUCUCCUUUCUUUGUGUGAAACUAACAGAGGAGAUAUCUGACCUCACGGAACAGAUCGCUGAGGGUGGAAAGGCCAUCCAUGAAUUAGAGAAAGUGAAGAAGCAGAUUGAGCAAGAGAAAUCUGAACUGCAGGCUUCUCUAGAGGAAGCUGAGGUAAACAAUACAAUUAUGCAUAAUGAAAAGACACAAAUUAUUGAUCUGUAAUACUGUGAAAUAAUUGAAGAGGCAACCAGAAGGAUGAUGAUAAGAUAAGAACAUUGCUGGAUCAGACUGAAGGUCCAUUUAAUCCUACAAUCUGCUUUUUACUUGGAGGUCCACAAGCAGGGCAUGAAGGCAAUAGUCCAAUCCUGUUGUUGUUCAGUGUCACAAAUGGGACCUGCAACAAAAUGCUGCAAUGUGGAGUUCUCUUGUUUAGUAUUUCAAUCCAUCGGUCAGCAAUGCCUUCUUCCAUUCCAUUCCAUUCCCUGCCCUUCAGCCAUCAACAUUCUGUGGUCGUUGAGCAAGCUCUGCUCUCUUGUAGGCUGCUUCUGAGUCCCACCCUUUUUUGUACUUCUGCAAACAUUGCUGUUCCCUCAGAUCUUCUGAUACUUCCCUCUUAUGUGCAGAUGGUACUGUUUUGGCUGAGUAACUGUUAGCACUCAUGCAUGGCCAUUGGAAAUAGAAGCAUUAUUGUAUGCUUACAGCUAUUUUUUACCCCAUCCUCUUUUGAUGAAGUGGAACAUUUACACCUUCAUCCCUUACAGAUGCUCCCCAGUUCUUGUCAGCUUUUCCCCAAAGGUCAGUUUAAAAGCCACUCUGUGACCUUUAGAAUUUUAAGUACCAGCUGUCUAGUUCUAUUUUGGUACAAGUGAAGACCAUCCUUUAAUUCAGGUUCAACUUAUGUCAAGAUGUCCCCAGGUCAAGUUCUGAAUACCUAGCUGAACAUGCAACAGGUAGCAUUUCUGAGAUGGCUUCCUUUGAGUAUGGAAAUGUGGUGAAUACACUGCUAAAUAGUAUAUUCAAUAUAAUGUUGAGCGUACUUCAAUAAGGAAACAGCUGUCAAAUUAAGUCCAUUAUUAACAGCUGUCAUAAAUGGUUUUCUUAAGGCCUCACUGGAACACGAAGAAGGCAAAAUCCUCCGCAUCCAGCUUGAGCUCAACCAGGUGAAGGCUGACAUUGACAGGAGAAUUGCAGAGAAGGAUGAGGAAAUUGAUCAGCUGAAGAGGAAUCACCUGAGAGUUGUGGAGUCCAUGCAGAGCACACUGGACGCUGAGAUCAGGAGCAGGAAUGAUGCCCUGAGAAUAAAGAAGAAGAUGGAGGGAGAUCUGAAUGAAAUGGAAAUCCAGCUGAGCCAUGCCAACCGCCAAGCUGCUGAAGCACAGAAGAACCUCAGGAACACCCAAGGAAUACUUAAGGUACAUAUAUAUUUCUGUAAUCAGGAUACAGUUGUGAUAUUGUGCAAAGAAUGGUCUCACAAUAAUAUCUCAAUAUCAUUUUUUAGGACACCCAGAUACAUUUGGAUGAAGCUAUGAGAAGCCAGGAAGAUCUGAAGGAGCAAGUGGCCAUGGUUGAGCGCAGAGCUAACCUUAUGCAGGCUGAGAUUGAGGAGCUCCGUGCAGCUCUGGAACAGACAGAGAGGGGCAGGAAAAUAGCAGAACAGGAACUUCUGGAUGCCAGUGAGCGCGUGCAACUUCUUCACACCCAGGUGAGCUUCUAAUAUGUAAUGGGCACACACAAGGACAUGGGGAUAAGCCAGUGGGGAUAAGCCAGAUGUAGGCUCUGCUCCAGAAAUAAAGAGAUUGUUGCUAAUGAGUAAAUAGGCAAUUAACCUACUCAUCACCACACAGUCUCUUUUUCUCAUCAUAUUAAGAAUCACUACUGUCAAGGGACAUGAAGUGGAUGUUGGUACUCAAUUAAGACCUUGAAGGGAACUCAUUUAUUUAUUAAGCACGUUUUUAGCAAACCCUUUAGCCAAUAAAUGUCCCAGAAAAGUUUACGUAAAAUCAAUAACAAACAAAAUAGUCAUAGGAAGGUGAUUUACAAGGCAUGACUCGAGAAGAAAAAGGCAUAAGGAGGGAAGAGGAAAACAGGCACCAGUUAUUAAAGUAGCAUAGUUGUUAUAAUGACCAGAUAGAAUGGAAACAGUUUAGUAAGAGGAGCCAAAUGAAGCUGGUCUCCUCAUGGAGUUGAUGUAGCGGUCCUCAUUUCUAUGUUUCCUUCUGAUGCUGCCUGAUAGAAUGAUAGUUGCUUGGCAGCAACCUGAUGAAAUAACCAAGUAACAGUUGAGGGUAGGGAUGAAUGAAUCUUUCUGUUUUGAUUUCUCUCCGUUUCUCAUUUUUCCAAUCUUCAGUUCACUAAGUUUCCUCAUCAGUUUGUAUUUUUAAAAAAGUAACACAAAAUUUGUAUUAUUAUUAUUAUUAGAAACAAUAGCAGCAGCAUUUUAGUGUGCCUUUCUCUUAAUAUGCACAUUUCUGUAUGCAAGCAAUUUUCCCUAAUAUAAUACAUUUGGUAUGUCAUUCUCACUGAUAAAUGCAUCUUUAUUCACACAUCCUCAAUAUGUUUUUCUGCACACAUUUUUUGCAUCACAAACUUCAGAGAAGGGCACAUUUUGAAAUAUAGAUGUAUUUAAGUUUUACACAUGGUUUCAGGAUGUGUGAAUUAAAAUGUAAACCAAACCAAAUUCCUUUCCCAUUCCCUAGUUGAGGGAGGGAGGAGCCCAACAGAGCUGGUUUCUGCACCAUAGGUAUGCUGGGGAAAUGUUUGUGGCUCAUUUCUGAGUACCUGCAAUUGUACUCAGCAUCGUUCUUUUGUACAAAAUGCAAGCAAUGUGCAUGACAUAUUUAGGCUUGGUCCUUUACGAAAACUAUGAUCUCCCAUUCUGUAUAGAAUACCAGCUUGAUCAACACCAAGAAGAAGCUGGAAACAGACAUCUCACAAAUCCAGAGUGAAGUGGAAGAGACUAUUCAGGAAGCCCGCAAUGCAGAAGAGAAAGCCAAGAAAGCCAUCACUGAUGUGAGUUGGGCAGAUUUUCUUUUGAAACUAUAAUCCUGCUUGCAGUUGGAAUGGCUGGUUUCCUAAACUGGGGAAAAUUUCUCUAUUAAUAGGCAGCCAUGAUGGCUGAGGAACUCAAGAAGGAACAAGACACCAGUGCCCACUUGGAGAGGAUGAAGAAGAACCUGGACCAGACAGUGAAGGACUUGCAGCAUCGUCUUGACGAGGCAGAACAGCUGGCAAUGAAGGGUGGCAAGAAGCAGCUACAGAAACUGGAGCACAGAGUAUGUAUUUCUUGUAAACAAGUUCACUCAGUUCUACUUCUUGAACAAAUUGACCAGCUGGACAGCUAAUGGCUAAUUCCAUUUUCCCCAGGUACGUGAGCUGGAAGCUGAAGUUGAGAAUGAGCAGAAGCGCAGUGCCGAUGCUAUCAAGGGUGUGCGCAAAUAUGAGAGACGUGUAAAGGAACUAACCUACCAGGUGAGGGCAGAUAUAUUUUUUCUGCAUCUUUUGGAGGAACUGGUAAAAGCAUUUUAUAAUCAGAUGUACUCAUGUUGUUUUCUUUUCUUUUGUGAAAAAAAUAUCCUGCUCUGUCCAGUCUGAGGAAGACCGAAAGAAUGUUCUUAGACUCCAGGACCUGGUUGACAAGUUGCAGAUGAAAGUGAAAGCAUACAAGAGACAAUCUGAAGAAGCUGUAAGUAUUAUUCUGAACUUGCUGUAGCUUGAGCUAGAAUUAUGAAGGUAAAUUUGAUAUAGCAAAGGUUUCAUUUCUAUCAAUAAGUACAAAAUGAAUUAGUCUCCAUGUGGCAGAAUUAGUUGCAUGAAACAGGGGAGUUUCACAUAAGUGAGACUUAUGUGAGAACAAUUAGCAGUGGAUUGUGCCCUCAGUAACAUGAACCCAAAUUUUCAUAAUGGGAAGAUUGCAGAAACCUUGCUCAUAUUGUUUUUAAGAGGAGAAGAUCCUUUAGCAGUCUGAGUAAUUAAAGCAAUACGAAAUAGCAAUACAGUGGUACCUCGGGCUAAAUACUUAAUUCGUUCAUGAGGUCCGUUCUUAACCUGAAGCACCACCUUAACUAAUGGAGCCUCCUGCUGCCGCCGCGCCGCCGGAGUACAAUUUCUGUUCUUAUCCUGAAGCAAAGUUCUUAACCUGAAGCACUAUUUCUGGGUUAGCGGAGUCUGUAACCUGAAGCAUAUGUAACCCGAGGUACCACUGUAGUCACUUUUGCAUACCACUUUACUGUACACAUUGCAGUUCACAAUAAAAACUGUGCAUUUCUAUUAAAGACAUUAUCACCUCCUAUAAUAGUAAUAAAGUGGUAAUAUACUGACCAAUAAUAUCAUGGGCAGGUCUGAAUGUACAAAGAACAGUCAAGCUAAACUAACCAAGGUUUGGCAUUAUGUCCAAAUGCUGCUACUGAGAUUUAUGCUUUCUCCUACCCUCAAAAUCAUUUAUACUAUUUAAGUGUUAAAAAUCCAGUACCUAGAUUCAUAUAUUUUUAUCCAUUUUCAGGAGGAACAAUCCAAUGUGAACCUGUCUAAAUUCCGCAAGAUUCAGCAUGAGCUGGAAGAGGCUGAAGAGCGGGCUGAUAUUGCUGAGUCCCAGGUUAACAAGCUCCGGGUGAAGACCCGAGAGGUGCACAAGAAAGUUGUUGUAAGCGAAGAAUAA